This is a messenger RNA of Ooceraea biroi (clonal raider ant), 5403 nucleotides long. RefSeq names its product E3 ubiquitin-protein ligase SIAH1. Gene Ontology annotation, molecular function: zinc ion binding; ubiquitin protein ligase activity; ubiquitin conjugating enzyme binding. Gene Ontology annotation, cellular component: cytoplasm. NCBI's taxonomy places the organism in Eukaryota, Metazoa, Arthropoda, Insecta, Hymenoptera, Formicidae. The record is from RefSeq and is a predicted model, not a curated record. Gene Ontology annotation, biological process: multicellular organism development; proteasome-mediated ubiquitin-dependent protein catabolic process.
CGGGAAGAAAUGAGAUGUUUGUUUUUUGUCGAAGAAGAAAGUGCGGUAGAGGAGAUCUUUUGCCGCGAGUUUGCCGACUGCGUCCCAACACGCGACGAUGAUCCUUGUGUCUAUAUCUAUCUAUGUGAUGGAAAGAGAAGCGAUAUUCGUGUAUUCGUAAAGAGGUUCUCGUUGUGCGUCCAUUGGCGUUGGGAUUCUCGGUAGAAUUAUCUUGGCUUCAAGAGACGGAUCACGGUUGAUCCGUUAAAGAUUACGAUGAGGAGUUUGUUAAACUUGACAUAAAUGCUCGCAUUUUCUUCUAUAGAUUUUAAUAUUACAAAGUCAUACAAAAUUAAUUUUCAUUUUUUUGAAAACGAUACCCCUUUGGAGAUCGAUCUCGAAACCUCGAAAGGAAUAAGGUUACGUUAUUAGAAUAAUUGUUUUAUGCUUAUAAAUUAAACCAUUCGCGCGAGGGGAGACAAAUUUUGUCGUUAAUGGAUUUAACUAUCGAUCUCGGUCUUGAGAUCGAGAUGAGCGUGACUAGCAUAACCAAGUUCGAAAGGCCUGCGUAGCAGUACCGGUGUCGAUGAUCGACGAAUUCCUGCCAAAACGAAGAGAUUCAUCGUGUUGCCGAAUUGUUACGUUGCGUGAUACGAUAGAGGUUUGCAUUGCAACAGCGAUUCGAAUGCAUCGUCGCGAUCUCGCCUGUCUAGACACAUUCUUGAAUCAGCGCUGCCGAUCAGUUGGCGGAGAUUAGAGGCACCCGUUGAGUAAAACUUUGAUGUGGGAAUCUCGUGAUAAUGAUGAAGAAACAUGUAACAAUUGCAUGCUGAGGCUCUAGUGAAUUUUAUUUUUUCAUCGAUUCGAGAUUGUCAAACUGCAGCGCUUUCAUUAUGAAGUUUGUGCUAAUGGUGUGAGUAACUAGACCACAGCGUUCGGGGUCUGUAGCGUGAAGAUAAUUAGACUGUGACAAAGAGUCUUCUACGGGAAUGGAUCUGCCGAUUACAAUGGAAGUAGUUCGCACUCGCUGAGAAGCAGUGAGAAAGACCGGAAGACUGUAGUAACAGAAGUAUCGACCUGUGGUAGAUAAAUCCGGGAAACACAAUGUCUCAAUUAAAUAUCAGCUCUGGCAAGCGGGGCAGGGGGGUUGCGAGUACUUCCGCAUCAACCGUGUCCGCGCUAAGCAGCUCUACCGAUCUGGCGAGUCUCUUUGAGUGUCCAGUUUGUUUUGAUUAUGUGCUUCCACCGAUCUUGCAAUGCCAGAGUGGGCACCUCGUUUGCACGAAUUGCCGACCGAAGCUCUCCUGUUGCCCUACGUGCCGAGGUCCACUGGGUAAUAUCCGCAACUUGGCCAUGGAGAAGGUGGCGAGUAACGUAAUGUUCCCCUGUAAGUAUUCCACCAGCGGCUGUACAGUUUCGUUGGUACACACCGAGAAGGCAGAUCACGAAGAUGCGUGCGAGUUCCGUCCAUACAGCUGCCCCUGCCCGGGAGCGUCCUGCAAGUGGCAGGGAUCGCUGGAGCAGGUGAUGCCGCAUCUCAUCAUGAGUCACAAAAGUAUCACGACCCUACAAGGAGAAGACAUUGUUUUCUUAGCGACUGACAUUAAUCUUCCGGGAGCUGUGGAUUGGGUGAUGAUGCAAUCCUGUUUCGGCCAUCACUUUAUGCUGGUGCUGGAGAAGCAGGAGAAAUACGACGGGCAUCAGCAGUUCUUCGCGAUCGUACAGCUGAUCGGUUCGAGGAAACAAGCAGAGAAUUUCGCUUACAGAUUGGAGUUGAACGGGCACAGGAGGCGUCUUACGUGGGAGGCGAUGCCGCGUUCCAUCCACGAGGGUGUGUCGUCAGCGAUUUUAAAUUCUGACUGUCUUGUAUUUGACACCUCCAUUGCGCAGUUGUUCGCCGACAAUGGAAACCUAGGAAUUAAUGUUACAAUUUCCAUGGCAUGAGGAAAGCCAGAAAAAGCUGUGUAAAAAAGAGGAAGAGAAGGAACUGAUAACUAAUUAUGCGGACAUACCGAGCAGCCUCCCGGGAAUCGUGGAGUACAGUUAAGUACUCGGAGUGGGACUGCCCGCUAUGCGCGAGUGACAAUUCUUUUUAUGUUACCAGAUGAAUAUUAGCAAUACAGAGAUGUUAGGAAAUGUUGUUUCGAGUAUACUGACGAUGCGCAGCAUUCGAAUGUUCAGUACAGGACCGCCGUCGAGAAGCUUUAGAGUGCACUCGUAUAUAAUAUUGACACACUCGUGAUGAAAACGGAAAACAUCUUUUCAAUAUGUAUAUACCGAUACCGUUGACUUUAAAGCUUUGACACCGAGUACGAUAUUGAAUUCCAAGAGAAGAGAAAAAGAAGUACCUGAUAUCCGCGUUAUUGUCACGUUACUCUUGCUCAUUUCGCAUGAAAAUUUCAUUCGCCAAUCUGUCGAGCGAUUAUCGAUGCAUCGAGUUCUAUCAACUUCCUCGUGCAGGUUUUAAUACUCCUCAGGACUUGGUUACGAUGACUGUAUAUCUUUUUUUCCCGGUGUAGGAUUUCGGUUUAUUACGAAUCUCGUGCGUACGAUUAUUUCGCGUUUCACUCGGAGGAGCGCCAAUGUAUAUUUUUUAUAUAUUAUUAUUUAUUUUCGAUUAUAAAAUUUACGCUUCGUUUUUCGAGUUUACAAAGUAAUCAAUGUUCGGUCCUCUUCAUUUUAUCAAAGGUAUCCGUGUGUGCAAGUUUUCUGUGUAACGUCGUGAAUUUCGGUUUUCGACAACUUAACAACCAACAGGCGCAGUAUAUUGUUUCAUCUUUUUUUUUUCGGCCUUGUAAUUACAGACGCGAUAUGCUUUUCGCGAUUCUUGCACACGAGAGUAUCCAUGAGGGGCAGGUCAAUUUUUCAAGAUCUAGUCUGAGUGAAAGCAAGAUGCUGAUAUUUUUACAAACGAUUAUAUUAACAAUGGUGAGGAGCAAUGUUCGAUUGCAACAAAGUUCUCGUGAACAUAUGAUGAAAAGAAAGUUGAUGCAUGACUGAAGCAGUUGUAUUGAACUACAAUAGAGCUUUCUUACUCAAGGCCUGAGUUUUAAAGCGCACUGCAACAUUUUUGUAAACGUAUUAACAUAUUUCGUUAAUUUAAAAUAAAAUGUAUUUUAUUGAUAUACGAAUGAGAGAAAAAGACGUUGCUUCGUACUGUAUUCAAGACCUAUUGAAUUAAUAUUCUUAAUGAAUGUUUUCUUCUACGUAAGUUACGUCUUGUAUUAAGCACUAUUAUGAAUAGCAAUCGUUUCCGGAGUUACGUCACAAUUUUAAUAGAAAUUCCUUUCAUUGAUCCUUGUGGUUAAUGCUUUUCUGAGAUACGUCGGAUUCUUCCUGUAUAUUGUUACUUUGCGUAACAUUCGUUGGUUUUCGGAAAGCGAUGAGAUAUCUAUACUUAAAAGCAGAGCAUUGAACUGAAUUAAAUAACGAGGGUCGGCAAGACGAAGUUAUAAGAGAAUGGGGAACGAUUACUUUCUUCGGAGGAGCAAUUUAGACUGAAAUGUAAUUAUAUGAGACGAGUAGGCUAUAAUGAUUGAUUAUAUAUUUUUCAUAGAACUGGUGACUACGCGAGCUUUACUUUUGCUAAGUGUCUCGUACUAUUGUUGAAAUAAUUUUCUCACAUAUUACAUACACGUGUACACACACACACACACACACACACACACACACACACACACACAUGACGCUGCUAUGAUAUUCCUGCAUCUGUGCUAUUAAUAAAUUGAAAUUACUUGAUCGGUUUAAUGCUCUGUGACGCAAUUACGAAAAAGAAACAAGUUCAGAAAUAUAUUGACGAAAGAAGCACUGUUAUUGUAAAUAAAACGCAGAGAAACUUAUUAUGUGAUAUAAUUAUUAUAAAUAAUUGUACAUCACAAAUUACAUGCCGAUACGAUAUUCAUCAUCAUGAAUGAUGUUGGAAAGAAGAAAAAAAAACACGAGGGAACCAAGUGCACGGUGCGCGUACACCGUAUGUAUGAUUAAAAGUGUACUGUCACCCUUGUACGACUAUAUUUACACGUGUCUAUUGGGCGGAUAUUUAAUUUUAGUAGAUGUAAGUGAGAGACGAGUGUUUGUGAGUAUUUCGGCGGUUACCGAAAAAACAAAACGGGAAAGCAAAGUUGAGAUCGUGACUCUAAUUUUGAUGUUGGUUGUUAUCCUAUACCGAGACUGUAGAAAUAUCUUCCUGACUUUUUAGCGUAGUAAAUAUAAUUCGACACUCGGUUGAAAAACUGCGAGGAUCACGUACGCUCGCCCGCUCGUUCGAUCGCACCAAAAUCCUUGUAAUAAGAACAGCACAAAGGGUAGAGAGAAAAAGAGUAGAAGGACGUUGCAUAGGGUCAUGGGUUGCGAUGGGAAAGAAUUACAAAUACGCGUUGAACGUGAUCUUCUCUGUAAAGUAAAUCGGACACUAGGCAGUGAUCUAAUAAUUUAUAUUCAAAAAGGAACACCGCAACGUCAAGUAUCGUGUGUAUAUAUAAUAAAAAAUUAAUGGUACGAUAAUCUUUAUUCUUUAACUAAGUAGUAAUUUAUUCUCUAGCAUUUGCAAAGGUUCCGUUGCUGUUUUAUUAAAUAUGAUUAUAAAGGAUACGUCUUUCCUUCAUUUCUUCUUAAAUGUAUUCAUCGUUUUAGUUUUGUAUCGCAGAGGAUCAUGAUUAUAUUUUUAAACAUGUAAUACUUUUAAAAGGAUACAUUUUUUUAUACUAAUUUUUUUAUUGUAAUUUCAAUAAAGAGCAACGCAAUAGGCUUUGCGAGUGAAUGAAAUAUAUAGAAUAUUCAAAAGGUUUUGAAAUUUUACUGAACUUUUUACUAUCAUUUCGUUUCUCUUUGGAUUAUUUCUGAAUCUUUUCCUCGUUCAACAUGCUAGAUUCAUAAUAGAAUUUUUUCUUCGGCCAAAUUCGAGUUCUUAAAACGAUUAUUUUAAGAACUAUUACUUAAAAUGCGAAGAAAUACUUGAAAUUUAUUAUAACAAUAUUUUCAAACUGAGAAUCAUCAUGCAUGGAGAAUCUGUCAGGAUCUUCUGUUUAAGCAUUUUGCCUGUACACUUCAGAAUCAUUUAUUGAUAUUAAUACUUUAUUAGAUCUGGACUGCGAACUGGAAGAUGGAAUUACACUAAACAUACUUGGCGAAAUCGUGACAUAUCCUGGAUAAAUUGCAAAUCGAGUGAAUAGCAGAUUUUCCUUGUUUAACAAUUUAUAUGAUACAGUUGCGAAAUCGUGUAGAUGUGUAAUCUUUAUACUCUACACGAUAUCACGAGAAAAGCCAGAGGUGCUCAUACAUUCGCAAAAUAGUAUAAUAUUGUCGCGAGAAUAGCUUUAUUUAAAUAUAAUGUAUAUACUUAUAUAUAUAUAUGCAUAUUUAUAGAAUCUAAAAAAUGUUCAAGCCAUGUAAAAGCAUAAAUAAAUUUUUUUUAUAAAUAUUUUA